AUGAAGAAGAAUGGCCGAGGUCGCCAUGUAGGGAACAGUCUCUGGAAUGCUGAAAGGGAAUACAAGGAUGUGUUUGGUAGCUAUGUCAAGUUGAGGCGGCAGAGGCAGUGCUUUGAAACGCCACGUAUCAUUGGAGGAGUUGAAUCUCAGCCCAAUGCUUGGCCAUGGCAGGUUUCACUUCAAGGCUUGUCUAGUUACUGGUAUCAUACAUGCGGAGGCAGUCUGGUUCAUCCCAGAUGGGUGAUGACUGCUGGUCACUGUGUAGACAUGCCAGGUUUGGUAUACCGUGUUGCAUUGGGUGACCACAACAUUUAUGAGACAGAAGGCCCUGAACAGUACAUAUUAGUUGAUAAAGUUGUGCUGAAUAAGAAGUGGACUGGAGACCUUUCUGCUGGACAUGACAUUGCAAUGAUUCGUCUUGCUGAAGAGGCAAUUCUCAAUGACAAAGUCCAGCUUGCAUUACUGCCACAAAAGGGAGAGAUUCUGCCAAAUGACUACCCGUGCUAUGCCACUGGAUGGGGUUACACAUUUAAUGGUGGGGUAGUUAGUUCUACUCUUCAGCAGGUUCCCAUUCGGACUGUGGACUACAAAACCUGUUCCAGACCUGAUCUUUGGGGCUACUAUGUCAAUGACAUCAUGGUGUGUGCGGGCGGAGAUGGUUUCGUCUCAGGCUGUCAGGGAGAUUCUGGUGGUCCUCUGAACUGUGAGAAAGAUGGGAAGUUCUAUGUUCAUGGAGUGACCAGCUUCAUCUAUGCAGGAGGAUGCAGGUUCUACAUGAAACCAACAGUCUGGACCCGUGUCUCAGCUGAGAUAGAUUGGAUCAAUGAGGUCAUCACUAAAGGUUGAUCAUUGAAGGACGGUUAUUCAUAUCAGAGACCUGGAGC
Messenger RNA from Hemiscyllium ocellatum (epaulette shark), 884 nucleotides. RefSeq names its product elastase-1-like. The record is from RefSeq and is a predicted model, not a curated record. Gene Ontology annotation, biological process: proteolysis. Gene Ontology annotation, molecular function: serine-type endopeptidase activity. Lineage: Eukaryota; Metazoa; Chordata; Chondrichthyes; Orectolobiformes; Hemiscylliidae. The coding region runs from base 1 to 846 and encodes 281 amino acids. The transcript has 8 exons.